Insectozyma verbasci is the source of this 2724-nucleotide messenger RNA. The record is from the annotation of a GenBank genome assembly. NCBI's taxonomy places the organism in Eukaryota, Fungi, Ascomycota, Pichiomycetes, Serinales, Debaryomycetaceae.
AUGGAUAAAGCACGUUUAAGACAAAAUAUACUAAAUGGUGAACAAGAUAUUGAUGCUUUAAGUGAUGGGUUACAUAGUCAAAUGAUAUCACAACCAUUACAACAGCAAAAUAAACAAAAAUUUCAACCGGCUUAUUUGCAACAACAACAACAAUUUUAUAAUAAUCAACAGCCCCACGCUCAGGCUCAAGCUCAACUGCAUACAUUUUCAUUAAAUUCAGCCUCAACUAUGGGAAAUGGAAAUGGAAAUGGAAAUUAUAAUUAUGAAUUUUCAAAUGGUGGGACUCCAUAUACUUCAAAUGCAUCAAUCUCACCUCCGCAAUUUCAACAGCAAGUACCUAUGCAAGCUGCAUCAUCUAGAAAAUCAAGUUUAACAUCACAAUCUCAAUCAAAUAUUAAUAAAUUUUUCAGAAGAACCAAAAAUCAACCACUUUUUGAUGAUGAAACAGGUGCUGAUAUUCAAGAUUUAACUAGUGGUAAUGUUUCAUUUGAUGAUAUAACUCAUAUUAGAAAUCGAGGUCCUUAUGGGAUUAGUAAAUCUUUAGAUACAACUCCAAUUAUCCCUACUUUAAGUUCAAAUAAUCCAAAUCCAGCAAAAGCAAGUAAUAAUAUACAAUAUAGAAAACAAAUGAAUCAACAAAAGAAAAUGGCAAUGUUAAAUGGUGCAAGAGCAAAUAGUUUCGCAAAUGGUAUAAAUCCAAUGAAUCAAGGACAACCACAAGCACAAAAUCCACAAACUCCACAAGAUCCAAGGUUUUUAACUAUGAAUUAUCCAAGAACAAUGUCAUUACAAUCAAAUGGUGGAUCUGCACGAAAUAUGUCAAUGCAAAAUAGGCAAAAUCCAAUGUAUAUAAAUCAUCAACAACAAAUGGGAAAUAAUCCAAGAGCAAUGUCGCUAAGAACUGGUGGUCCAAUUCCAAUGCAAAAUUAUCCGCAACAACAAUAUCAUCCACAACAAAUGAAUGGUGGUCCAAGAUCGAUGUCAUUGAUGAAUAAUAAUAAUGGGUAUCUACCUCAACAACAACAACAAUUUCAAAAUUAUCCAAAUCAGUAUCAACAACAACCAUAUAAUCCAAAUGAACAAUAUCCAAGAACAAAAUCAUUAGGUGGUUAUAAUACUUUUAAUCAACAACAACAACAACAACAACAACCAUUGAGAAGUCAAAAUAUCAUAAGAGGGGAUCCACAAGUAUACAUUCAACAACUUUCACAACAACAAAAUCAAGCUUUACAACCUCAGGUACCUCAUCCGGUAUAUGAUCAAAGUUUUAAUUCUUCAGAUUCUUUAAAAGAUGUACCUGAAGAAAAAGAAGAUGAAAUAAGUAAUAAAAGAGAUAAUGAAGAUGAUGAAAAUGAUGUUAUAUAUAAAUUUGAUAAUGAAGAUGCUGCCACAGCUUCAAAUUUAUCUAGAAAAUCAACAAUAAAGAAGAACAAUUCAAUGAAAGUUAGAAAAUUGAACCUAUUUAGUAAUAAUAAUGCAAGUAAUGAUUCAAAUAAUACAAGUACUUCAUCAACAUCAGCAAGAAGAAAGCCACCACCAAUUUCACCAAUUGAACAAACUCAUAAAGAAAAAGAAAUGCCUGAGCAAGAACCUGAUUUAAAUGAAGUGGAAUCAAAUUCAACCUCAUCUUCACAAUCAUUCAAUACUGUAGAUUCAUCACGAAGAAUAACUACUUCAAAUAGAACUCUUGAUUCUGAUUUCCCUUUUCCAACAGCUGACAUAAAGGCAGUUAAUGAAAAUGAUAAUUAUGAAAAACCUACAAUUCAACAACAAAGACAAGUUUCAACAUCUCCAUCAUUAGCUGAAUCUCAAUCAUCAUAUAAAUUAAGAGAAAAUACAGCAUUUAAUAAUUUUAAAUCAAAUUAUCAAGAAAUGACACCAUCAGUUAAUGAAUCAUCAAGUUCAUCAAAUUAUGACACUUCAACAAUUGCAUCAAAACAACAACAACAACCACAACAACAACAGCCAAUCACAAAACGUUCAACAUCAAUUUCAUCACAAUUGAGUUCAAAAUUAUCGAGGAAAUCAUCUGAUAAACCAUCAUUUUUCAAAAGAUUAUCAUUCUCAUCUAAAAAGAAAGAGGAACAACAACAACUUCAAGAGGAUCAAUCAUCAUAUGUCUCUUCAUCAUCUAAUGAAGAUGUUAAAUCUUUACAAGCUGAAUUAUCACUCAUAUCGAAAGAAUUCGCAAGUUCAAUUAGGAGAGAAAUAUCAUUAGAACAAAUGUUGAAGAAUAAAAGCAUACAAAAAUUACAUUUAGACGAAUUAGUUAAAAUUACGAAUCAAUCACAAAUUAUAAGUGAUCUUGAAAAUAAAUUAACUCAUCAAAGGACAAUAAAUAUGAACAGAGAUGCUUCAAAAACACAAAUUUAUGAAGAAUUAUUAGAAAAGAAUGAUAGACUUACUGAAAUGCAAGAAAGAGUAAAUGAAUUGACAAUUGAAAAACAAAAGAAUGUUGAUCUCUUAAAUAAAUUUGAGAGUUUGGAAUUAGGUAAAGAAAAUAAUGAUGUUGAAAUAUAUGUUAAUGAGAUCAAAUAUCUCAAGAAUCAAAAGAAUGAAUUAAUUGAAACUGUUAAUAAAUUAAAAAUGGAAUUGGAUGUAUCUAAUAAAAAGAAUGAGAAAUUAAUGGAGAAGAAACUCGGUGGUAAUGGUAAUAAUAAUAAUAAAGUUAGUGGGUUUACUAUCGUAAGUCCAAAUCGUAAAAGCUUUUUAGUUAAUGAAUAG